AUGUUAUAAGCACAUUUAAACUUUGAUAAUUUGAGUAAUAACUAUAGUUUACCUAAGAUUAAAUCAUUAGAUUUAUUAAAACCUGUAUCUUUAAAAGCAAUGAAUAAUUUUCAAAUACAAGAUCAUAAAUUUUUAUAACCCUAAGUGAAACAGAAAAAAUUAGAAUUAAAAUAGGUGCUGUAGUAAUUGAAUAAUAAAAAUAACUUUAAUUUUUAAUUACAUAAUUACAAUAAAACACCAACAUUUGAUAAGGAAAUCCCUAAUAAAAUACCAAAAAUAAAACUUAAAAUAAUACCUAGAGAAGAAAAUGAUUCUAAAUUAAGUUUGGAUAAAUUUACAUUUAAAGAUCCAAAUACUCCUCGACCAAAUAGGAUUUUUAUGAAAAAAAAAGAAUUAGAUAAUUAAUAAUUAAAAAACUUGAGUAUGAAUGGGAAAGUAUCUCUAAAAAUGAAAACACAAUAAAUGGAAUAAUUAAAGAGCAUAUAAUCUACAGUUCUCUAUUAUUUAUCAAAAUAAACUGAUAAAUUAGAUCAUCAUUUUGAUUAACUUGAAAAUUAAUUAGUAUUUUGA
Messenger RNA from Paramecium sonneborni, 570 nucleotides. NCBI's taxonomy places the organism in Eukaryota, Ciliophora, Oligohymenophorea, Peniculida, Parameciidae. The record is from the annotation of a GenBank genome assembly.